CGGCUAUCAAGUGCUCCCAACCACCCAAUUUCCCUACUUGUGGACCUUUCUGGAGCAGUGACCCCUCCUAACAAGACUGGGCCUUUCCACGGCUGUUGUCUCACACAAUUGGGUGCUCAGAGGGGUUGCGCCUUAAGCCAAAAGCAUUCAAAAGUUCUUUGUUCCGAGUUUUAGCAUACAUUCGGCGCAAAAACAAACAACCGGGAAGGGAGACAGUGUGUGUCGCAUGGAAAUCCGCACCUGUACAAUUGCCCCUCACGUACCAACUGACUCACUUGUACAUUUAUAAAAUAAUCCAUUUUUAAUCGCGCAAGACUUGUCAUCACCAUGCCACCGAAGACAGGAAAGGGUCGCAAGGUAACCGCCGUGCCGCGAGCAAAGGCGGACGGUGCCGGAAAAGAAAGCGCAGCUGCAGGCCCAUCCAGUGCAGCUGCAAAAGGUUCCCCUUCAAGUAGAGGACGCAAGCCCACUGGAGGUGCUAAAGCGGGGAAGCGACCGGUUGGUCCAUCGAGAAAAUCAAAUGUCCAACCUGGAGAUCCUACCCCUCAGGGCCGCCAUCGCCGUUACAAACCGGGCACUGUUGCCCUCAAAGAAAUCCGCAAAUAUCAACGCUCUUAUGACCUCCUUUUACGGAAGCUCCCAUUCGCAAGACUUGUGCGCGAAGUUGCAUUGGAUCUACUCCCCGCAGAUGUGGGAUCCGAGUUGCGCUGGCAGUCGCAAGCCAUCAUGGCGCUGCAAGAGGCCGCGGAGGCCUUUCUUGUGCAUCUAUUCGAGGAUACCAACCUAUGUGCUCUACACGCGAAGCGAGUGACUAUCAUGCAGAAGGAUAUUCAACUGGCUCGGAGAAUCCGUGGCGCUUGGGGUGGAUUAGGCUGAACGCGCAUUUGGCCUUGAGACGCAGUUAAGAAAAACAAGCA
Aspergillus caelatus is the source of this 917-nucleotide messenger RNA. RefSeq names its product histone H3 family protein. The transcript is spliced from 2 exons. The coding region runs from base 328 to 876 and encodes 182 amino acids. Lineage: Eukaryota; Fungi; Ascomycota; Eurotiomycetes; Eurotiales; Aspergillaceae. Gene Ontology annotation, cellular component: nucleosome. Gene Ontology annotation, molecular function: DNA binding; structural constituent of chromatin; protein heterodimerization activity. The record is from RefSeq and is a predicted model, not a curated record.